AUGGAGGAUCACUUUCGUCCAAGCUUCUGGAGUGGCAACGUCCGGCCGAGGGGGGCGGCGUCCUCUUCGAAGGCCGGCCCCGCCAAGGUCGUUUCCAUCCCUGUCCACUUCAUCGGUUCCGACGAGAAGGAGAAACGACAGAAGACUCCCCCGGCGGCCGCCGCCGCCGCAGCGGCCGACGGAAGGCCGAGGGCGGGAAUCACUAUGUUGGCAGCCGCCAUGAGGAUCCAGAAGGCCUGCAGGGGUUUCUUGGUGAGGAAGAACAUGAAAGUCCUCCGCCAGCUCGAGGUCGAAGUGGAGAUCGUCGAGAAAGAAGUCAAGGGAUCUGAGGACCGGCUAGGUGCUGAUGCGAAGGAGCGGAUUAGGGUUAGCGAGGCGCUGAUGUCUCUGCUCUUCCGGCUGGACUCCGUCCGUGGGGUGAGGGACUACCGGCGGAGGGUGAUUCGGAGAGCGAUCGCAAUCCAGGAGGCCGUGGAUGCGAUUGCAACGGCCGACACUAAGGGAGAAGAAGAGGAAGUGGUUGCCUCUGGUGGCGCAUUCGCGGAUCCAUCUGAGGAUGCAUCCGAGGGGAAGAACAUCUCCGAUGAAUCCGGAGCAGCCCCAGUGCCGACGGAGGAGAUUCGAGCAUCGGUCUCCGCGGUAGAUGAUGGCGCGCCGCUAUCUAGUUGUGAACUGGUAGAUUCAGAGGGGCUGUCAGAGGUCAAGGAUACUACUGCCGCCGACACCAUGGAGGAAAUCCAAGAUGAAGUCCUGGCCUCGGGAGAAGAAUCGCAGGACCGCCAUGGAGAUCUUUCGGAGGAUGCGAUUGAAAGCGAGGAAGUGAGGGGGGAGAGAUCUGUUGCAGCCAGAAUGCUCCCACGCCUUCCGACCCCAGCUGGAGUCGCGCAGCAGAGUACAGGCGACGGUGAAGAAGCCAGACGGUGCAUGACGCAGUUCAUGGAAAGAAUGGCGGAGGAGAACAGAGGACUGAAAGGGCUGGUGGCGGAGCUUUGCGAGAAGAACGAGAUCCAGUUCCAUCUGAUGAGCGGCCUCUUGGAGAGGGUCGGGCGCCUGGAGAGGGCCGUCGAGAAGAUGGAAAGACAGAAGAAGAGACGAGCCGCAGACUCGAAGAAGGCCCGCGCCAGGAAGUGCGAGAGAAGAUGGUGA
Messenger RNA from Spirodela intermedia, 1146 nucleotides. NCBI's taxonomy places the organism in Eukaryota, Viridiplantae, Streptophyta, Magnoliopsida, Alismatales, Araceae. The record is from the annotation of a GenBank genome assembly.